Messenger RNA from Cutaneotrichosporon oleaginosum, 3095 nucleotides. RefSeq lists its product as uncharacterized. Gene Ontology annotation, cellular component: nucleus. Gene Ontology annotation, molecular function: DNA-binding transcription factor activity, RNA polymerase II-specific; transcription cis-regulatory region binding; zinc ion binding. Gene Ontology annotation, biological process: regulation of DNA-templated transcription. NCBI's taxonomy places the organism in Eukaryota, Fungi, Basidiomycota, Tremellomycetes, Trichosporonales, Trichosporonaceae. The record is from RefSeq and is a predicted model, not a curated record.
CCUGGACUUGAGGGGACUUGUUUUUGCAUCUAGUUCUCUGCACUCCUGCAAUCGGCUCACGAGCUCACGAUACAUCGCAAGAUCGCCACCUCGCUAGACGACAACUUGCCCGAGUUGAGCAGAUCAUCGCACAUCGUUGCAUCCGAGCUGGAGCCCGCGUGGUCGAUUGCGCCCUAUUGCGCGCUGAUCGAUCCGCACGUCUCGCCUCCUCUCCCACUCUUCACUUUGCCUUCCUCCUUUCGCUCUUCUCUCUUCACCGAACAUGACGGACUCGGCCGUUACUACCCCCGACGACGACAAAAUCGACGCGAUGGAGGAGAGGAAGAGCAACCGUGAAAUGAAGAUGAAAUGCAUCGGCAAGGAGAAUCCGCCGUGCAAUCGCUGCCGGCAGAGCGGGCACGAGUGUACCUUUGACGGUCCACGCAAGAGCAAGGCCAGCAAGGUUGAGGAUCGGCUCAAGGUGGUAGAGGAGCAGAUGGGCGUCGUGCAGCGCUCUCUGACUGAACUGAUCGCUUUGCAGAGAGCUACUGUGCGCGCAGUUCCUCAGUCUGCCUAUGCGAGUCCGCCCUUUCCCGGUCAGCCACCGCUACCAAGCCCACCCGCUCCGGUGUACACUUCACCUGUGAUGUUAGCGCCGCCACCGCGGGGCAUGUUGCCCUCCUCUUCUGGCAAGGCGUCACAUCCCACCUACUGGCAAGCAGGUAACACCACUACCGGGUACAUCAACCAGGAGCCCAAUCCCGCGAACAUUUCCACCAAGGCAGCCAACACCUCAUUCACAGGCACUUCCUACUCCCAGUAUACCUCCCCUCAACCUGCCUCCCAGGCUCCACCGUUGAUCAUGCCGAAGUGGCGCACGACGCCGCCAAACGGCGGUGAACGUGCCGAGCGCGCAUCGAAUGAGCGUAGGCGCACGCCCUCGCUCCCCCCUGACUCGGGCGCCCCCAGCGAUGACGAAGAUGAUCCGCUCGAACCUAGUGCCGUUAUCUACAAUAACAUGCUCUCCUUGGCCGAGGCCGCCCGUCUCAAGGCAGACGGGCAGGAUGGGGAAGAGGAGGCGCCGACGAUACACCCGCCCCCGAAAGUGUUCAAUUAUGAUCUUGAGCCGGGCCGGCCGCGCAAGAAGGCUCGACUUUCCGACCCGCAACUGCGCCGUGCGCUCCCCAUCCAGCGCGGAGAUAACACGCAGUGGCGCAACCCCGUGCAGAUGGGCUUCUGUAGCGAAGCAAGGGGACGCGCGCUCUUCGACCUCUUCAUGCAGGCGCAGGUGUAUGUGCCGAUUUUCGACCCCGAUGUCGACACAUGGGAUAGUUUGUGCGAGCGUUCCCCGUUUGCUGUAACUGCCAUUGUCAUGGUCGGCUCGAAGAUUGAGGACGCCGGUGGACCGCCAAGCGCCCUCCAGAAGCAGUGCCGCGAGCAUGCCGAGAAGAUCGGCAUGCACACGCUUUUUACGCCGGUUGCGCGUAUCGAGGUACUCCAGGCCAUGAUCGUCAUGGCGUCGUGGGGUGAUACCUCGUGGCGCCCAGGCGGACACGCACUGCGUAUAGCCAUGGACAUGGGUCUGUACCGCUGCCUUCCCUAUCUGAGCCAGACUGGCAUGGGCGCAGGCAAGAGCGCGGCAGAGCUCGCGGAUGAGCGUCCCCUGGUGGUCGGCGCGCGUCUAUGGCUUGCGUUGUACAAGUCCGAAUUUGAGAUGGCGUUCAACCUCGGGCGUCCAGCGCUCUUUGCCGCCGAGGACACAAUUACGCACGCUCGCCGUUUCCUCGAACAUCCUCUGACAAUCCGCACGGACUCGCGCCUCGUGGCCACCUGCCAGCUCUUGACGCACCGCCUGCCGCUCCACCAGCCGUUCAGCAUAUGGCCGAGUGCGACCCGCAUCCCGGACCUCGACCGGCGCAUUGAGAGAGCGAAUGCCGCCUACGCCGCCUGGUUUAAAGAGUGGGACGCCUACUACGAGGGCCGCGAGCCCAAGUCGUCAUUCCUCCGCGAGAGCCUCACCACGCAGUACAGCCACGCGCUGCUGCACACGAACAGCCGUAUCCUGCACGGCGUGCGCUCGCGCCGGGACAUGGCUCACCUGAGCGAGCAUCGCGCCCAGUGGCUGCGUCAGGCCCUCACGUCCGCCCUGACCCUCGUCGAGAUGGCGCUCCGCGGCGAGGCGUACCGCACUAACUUUGCGAAGGCCAACUACUACACACACAUUGGCGUCGCCUUUGCGGCUCGCAUGGUGAUCCGUCUCACGAGCCUCAUGCCCGACGCCGUCGAUCUGCGUCAGACUAGCCGCGACCUGGAGGCCGUCACCAAGAUCCUUGCGCUGGUUCCCGGCUUCCAGUUUGCCCAGCAGAUUCGGGACAUCCUUCUCCGCGCUCGCCGGCGCCGCGUUCUCCCGCCCGCGUCGCGCGGCAGCCCGACGAGCGGCAGUGUGCCCCUCCCGGAUGCGCCCGGGGUGGACACAACGCCCGAGGGCCUCCCGCUCGACUUUUUCCUUGCCGAGCAGCUGUUUGGGGACGCGGACGCGGUGGUCACGCAGCCGGAUGAGACACUGGCGCUCGACGCCUGGUUCCCCUACCCCCCGCUGGAGUACAGUCCGGACGGGAGUGGAUGGGCGUAGUAUGGUGUCGCAGAAGAGAAGGUUCGGGGAGGGGGUAAGGGGAGAAGUGGUAAAGAGUGCGAAGGGGGGAAGGUUGGAGGAUACAUGGAGUGAGAUAAGGAUGGAGGGUACCAGCGUGGAAGGGUGGUGAGUGGCGGGCAGGAGAAACUCAAGCGGGACCCAGGAUGCUGGGAAUCCUGGGAACUGAAGCGGGAGUUGGAGCGACACAAGCAUCCAAAAGCGGGACAUGAGGAGGAGAUAGACAGUUGUGCAGUCUUUUCGAUAGUCGGGAACACAAGCCCCCCGCCGCCACGGCGCUGCAUGCAUUUGGAACGCCACCAGGGCUGAUGACCGGGCAUGAGGCGUUUCCGCCGCAGAGAUUCGACAAGCGAUGCUCGCCGGGUUACGUUUCACACUGUGGUACCAGACGGAAGCCACCUGGUCUGCCGAUCGGCGGUUCCCCGCCUGUAGACAGACGGAGUUGUUAAACAGUUGAUGCAGAGAC